CCACUCAAAUUCGAAGAAGCAAAAAACCCCACUUCCUCACUCUCUUCCACAAAACAAAUUCAAACAAAAAAAAACCCAGAAUUUUAUUAUUAUCAUCAUAAAAAGCAGCAGCAGAAGAAAGGAGAAAAAAAAAUAAAUGGCGUAUAUUCUGCCAAAUCUUUCUCCAACUCUUCUCCAGCCCAAAGAUAGACUCCUCUCCGCCAUUGCCGCCCCCCUCUCCUCCCACGCGCCGCCGCUUCACACAAAGCUCGAGCCUCCUCCGCCGCGCGCCCUCGCUCAGGUCAACCGCACCACCGGCGCUAACGAUAACAAGCAGCAGCACGACCACCGCAACGAUUUCUAUGUCAAUUUAGGUCUCGCCGUCCGUACUCUCCGCGAAGACAUGCCCUCGAUCUUCACCAAAGACCUCAAUUACGACAUUUACAGAGAUGAUGUGACGUUCAUCGAUCCGCUCAACACCUUCACCGGAAUCGAGAAAUACCGGUUGAUAUUUUGGGCGCUGAGGUUUCACGGCAGGAUUCUGUUCAGGGAGAUUUCACUCGACGUGUUGAGAAUCUGGCAGCCGUCGGAGAAUAUGAUUCUGAUCAGAUGGAAUCUCCGGGGAAUCCCCCGCGUGCCGUGGGAGGCGAAGGGCGAGUUUCAGGGGACUUCGCGGUAUAAAUUGGAUCGAAACGGGAAGAUUUACGAGCACAAGGUCGAUAAUCUGGCGUUCAAUCUGCCGCAGACGUUGAGGCCUGCUGCCUCUGUUUUGGACCUCGUUGCGGCCUCGUGCCCUGCCACGCCUAACCCGACCUUCUCCUUCGAGUCGUGCUCGUGUUCAUCGUGCUCGUGGCUCGAGUUUUACAAGGCUGUGAGGGAUACACUUGAUCAAGAGGAGGUGGUGAUCCCUCAAGAUUGCUUGGCUUGUUCAUAGAUUUACGGAUGUAUACGUAGAUAGAUAGAGCCUAUAUGUGUACUAGCCAUAGCCAAAUAUCACAAUCAUAUUAUUAUAUAUAUAAGCAUAAUGUUCAAUUUAUACUCAA
This is a messenger RNA of Salvia hispanica, 1022 nucleotides long. RefSeq lists its product as uncharacterized. NCBI's taxonomy places the organism in Eukaryota, Viridiplantae, Streptophyta, Magnoliopsida, Lamiales, Lamiaceae. The record is from RefSeq and is a predicted model, not a curated record.